GCCAGCUUAGCUCGAGCCGUUCGGCUGCAGCUCGGCUCCAACUUCUUCUUCUUCUUCUUCUCUUCGUGGUGGGGGAUGGUAUCCCUUGUGGCCCUCGCGGUAUAUCGUGCGAGCUUGGCAAAACCCUUGCCUUUUUCUUUGUUUUCCUCUCAUCUCCUCCUCAGCCAUAGGCCCAUAGCGGACAAUGGAGUUGCCGCUUGCGCCUCUGUUGCGCCUUGCUUGGGUCGCAGGAACCCUCCCCAUUCUCUUGGCCUCUCUGCCUGUCCCUUGGUUUGGCCUCCUUCAUCGGAUUCUUUUGGAUUUCGCGGCUAGAGGCAAGAUCAUCAAGUCUUCUUCUCGUAAAUUCACAGUCCCGCAAAGAUAUUUUUUGCAUUUUUAUGUGGUGGCCGUGUUGGUGACGACGUCUAUGUUGCUUUUAAUGUGGUUCUAUGCAUAUGGAAAGAUGGUUCCUUCAGCCUCUGAUUCAUUUCAAUAUACAACAGUUGCAAGCCACUUGACUGGAGGUUCACAUGUGUUUUCCUUUCAGAAGAGGUCAUUAACUCCGACAGAGCAUAGGCAUCGUGUUUGGCGAACUGUACUUGUUCUUCUGUUGAUGGAAGCACAAGUUCUGCGGCGCUUGUAUGAGACAGUAAAUGUUUUUAGUUAUAGUUCAUCCGCCCGAAUGCAUGUUAUGGGCUAUCUAACAGGUUUAUUCUUUUACACUGCGGCACCAUUGUCAUUGUGUUGCUCAGUUGUCCCAGAAGCGGUAAGCUACGCGAGCAGUCAAGUAUCUGAAUUUAUUGUCAGAGGUAGGGCAGCAAUGCCAGACCUUCAGCUUGAUUGGUGGGAAUAUGCACGGCCUUUUCUUCAAUUGGGAUGGUACCAGUGGGCUGGUGCUACUAUUUUUAUAUGGGGCUGGUGUCAUCAGCUUCGCUGCCAUGCAAUUCUUGGUUCAUUGCGUGAGCACAGAGGAGCUGACGAGUAUGUGAUCCCUCAUGGUGACUGGUUUGAAUAUGUUUCUUGUGCGCACUACCUUGCUGAGAUAGUCAUAUAUGCAAGCAUUUUGCUUGCAAGCGGAGGAUUAGAUCUUACUAUAUGGCUUCUUUUCUUUUUUGUGGUAUCAAAUCUCGUCUUUGCAGCAGCAGAAACUCACAGAUGGUACCAUCAAAAGUUUGAAAACUAUCCAGUGACUCGCCGGGCAAUUCUUCCAUAUGUUUAUUAGAGGUUAACAUUGAUAUAAAUGUCUCAGGUUUUGUAAUAUAUGCUAUCCGCUGGCAAGCAAUAGUUGGUAUAUAUUCUGUUGUGCUUCAUACAACUUGUACAUUUGUAUACUCUUAUUUACUAGCCAUGUCUCAUUGGCAAAAUUGAAAGCUAAAUCAAAAUCAUAUUUGUUU
This is a messenger RNA of Dioscorea cayenensis subsp. rotundata (Guinea yam), 1373 nucleotides long. Its product is annotated as polyprenol reductase 1-like. Gene Ontology annotation, molecular function: 3-oxo-5-alpha-steroid 4-dehydrogenase activity. Gene Ontology annotation, biological process: dolichol-linked oligosaccharide biosynthetic process; polyprenol catabolic process. Gene Ontology annotation, cellular component: endoplasmic reticulum. NCBI's taxonomy places the organism in Eukaryota, Viridiplantae, Streptophyta, Magnoliopsida, Dioscoreales, Dioscoreaceae. The record is from RefSeq and is a predicted model, not a curated record.